Molecule: messenger RNA, 189 nt
Organism: Anthostomella pinea
Lineage: Eukaryota; Fungi; Ascomycota; Sordariomycetes; Xylariales; Xylariaceae
Source: the annotation of a GenBank genome assembly
AUGCCGCCAAGGAGAGUCAUGGUCGAGUCCUCCUCGUCGCGCUCGCGCGCUCCCAAGAGCUUCUUCUGGAACACCUACGAGACCCUCACAUCGCCCGACAACGCCUCCGUCGUGCGCAGCGUCGCAGUCUUCGGUGCUUCGGUGGCUUUCCUGGCCAGCCCCUGGGGCGAUGUCCUCCUGCCGCCGUAA